CUCUCCCCAUGCCCUGCCCAGCCCCCCGCCCCGGCGCGUGGCUGUAAGCGCAUGCGCCAGGCGGCGAAGAUGACGGCCUCCAUGCUGGGCUGGGCGCUGCGGGCCGCUCGGCAGAUAUUCCCCUUGCCCUGUAGAGGGCAAGUGCGGGGUUACUAUGUGGACUGGAGGAUGCUGCGUGAUGUAAAGAGACGGAAGAUGGCUUAUGAAUAUGCAGAUGAGAGGUUGCGGAUCAAUGCUCUCCGAAAAAACAACAUCCUGCCUAAAGAACUGCAGGAAAUAGCUGAUAAAGAGAUUGCUGCCCUGCCACGUGACAGCUGCCCUGUGAGGAUCCGGAAUAGAUGUGUCCUGACAUCCCGUCCACGAGGCGUGAAGCGGCGCUGGAGGCUUAGUCGAAUUGUUUUCCGCCACCUGGCUGACCACAAUCAGAUGUCUGGGAUACAGAGAGCUAUGUGGUAAAUCACCACCAGGACUUGUUUGCUCAGUCAAAAAGAGGCAGACUGGGCCUAGUUCAUGCUUUCCUGUAACUGAAAAAGCAAGACUGUCCUUUUUGUUUAAAGUCCUGCAUAAAUGUAACAGAAACAAGGGGAGGGGAUAGAGAGGAUGCAAACAGCAGUCAUUGCAGUUCUGUCACUGGGAUACCACUGUGAGGGGACUACUGCAAAUCUGAUGGCGAAGAGAUAUGGGUAGGGGCGAGUAGGAAUGCACCAAGCCAGGCUGUGCUAAAGGCAGUUUCAUUUUGCCAUGAAGAGUUGCUACUCUUAUAAAACCAAGCUGGGAUUUGUAAUUAAAAGGAACAUCUAAAUUAAAAACACAUUACAGUACAGACUUGUUCAGUGAUUCCUGUUCACUCUUUACAUUCAGACUGCAAUGACCUCUUUUGCGCAGUUAUCUGGUCAAAAGUAUCACUAAAAACAAGGAAUCACACAAUGUAGCAGGGAAGUAUGCUGCUGUGAAUAUGAAGACAAGCUCCAACUACUGUGGCCAAAUAGCUGAAUGUAUGCCCACCCUCAGUUUAGGUAUUUAGACACUACACCUGUUCAGUUUAUCUAUAUGUUAUGGGCAGAGCACGCAUAGCAGUGGACAAACAUCCCAUCCAGCUGCUACCCUUAUAUGUCCCAGGUUCAGCAUGUCCCUAGCCUCACUUCCAUGUUACAAUUGUUCUGGUAGUAACCCACUUGAUGAGCAAACCCCACAGGAUUUUUGGGCGCUGCAGGGAUCUUUAGCUUAGGUACGAGGAGUGUUGCUGCAGGGCAAAUGAGGAAGCCAAAAAACAUCUGCGGGGGAGGGGGGAAGAGAGAAGCAAACAGCAUAACCAUGAAAGUUAUUUAUUGCCAGGUAAUAACCAUAGGGGAGCCAAACAAAUAAGAGUUAUAAUAUUAAAUCUAACUUAAAUUUGAUUAUAAACGUCAGGUUUAGAUAGGAUAUACCUAGAGAGAGAGAUGGGUUCUCACCACUCUGUGAAGCUUGAAUCGAUUGGGGGUUCCAGGUGGUGGUGGUAGCUGAGUGUCCUGCUGGAGACAGGCAGAGCCCCCAGCACAUGCAGUCAAGA
Mauremys mutica (yellowpond turtle) is the source of this 1549-nucleotide messenger RNA. It is a transcript of the gene MRPS14, whose product is annotated as mitochondrial ribosomal protein S14. The coding region runs from base 52 to 456 and encodes 134 amino acids. The transcript is spliced from 3 exons. The record is from RefSeq and is a predicted model, not a curated record. Gene Ontology annotation, cellular component: mitochondrial small ribosomal subunit; ribosome. Gene Ontology annotation, molecular function: structural constituent of ribosome. Gene Ontology annotation, biological process: translation. NCBI's taxonomy places the organism in Eukaryota, Metazoa, Chordata, Testudines, Geoemydidae.